GCAGCAGGGAUGGAUGGAUUCAUCCGCAUGCAGCAAUACAAUGAUGCAUGUCUUGAGCCGUUGGUGGCAGGGGCUUCACGCCCAGCAAGCCGUGGCCACUCGCGUGGUGAUCCCACAAGGCAAACGCUCCCAGGUUUUGUGAGGAGGAACGGACCCACCUGUCGGCGCCGACUGUUGUGUGAGGAGAUGGAGAUGGGACCACCACGCGAGCGGGAUGGCUGGAGAUGUAGCGGGGCCCACCUGUCAGCACCAAAACUAGGCUGGAGAGGACGGUGAAGAAGCUGAGGUUGACGAGGGCGCUCACGCUCCCGGAGGCCACCGCGGUGUCGGAGGCGUGCCGAAGGAUGGCGGCCAAGCGCGUGGACGCCGCGCUGCUCACCGACUCUAACGGAAUGCUCUCGGGCAUUGUCACAGCGGAGGACAUAGCAGGACGGGUGAUCGCUGAGGGUCUCAGGCCUGAAGAAACAAGUUUGGUGAAGGUGAUGACGCGGAACCCAGUUUUUGUUAUGUCCAAUUCAUCGGCCAUUGAGGCACUGCAGAAGAUGGUCCAAGGCAAAUUUAGGCAUCUUCCCGUAGUGGAGCAUGGUGAAGUCAUCGCCAUGUUGGACAUUACGAGGUUCCUUUAUGACGCAAUUUCAAGAAUGGAGAAGGCUGCGGAACAAGGCAGUGCAAUAGCAGCUGCUAUGGAGGGGGUUGAGCGACAAUGGGGAAAUGACUUUCCAGGACCACAUGCAUUCAUGGAAUCUCUUCGAGAACAGAUGUUCAAGCCUUCAUUGUCAACUAUAAUAACUGAAAAUUGCAGUGUUCCAGUGGUAUCUCCUACAGAUCCGGUAAUUCUAGCCGCCAAAAAGAUGAGAGAACACCGAGUUAAUUCGGUGAUUGUCAUGACAGGGAGCAUGUUGCUAGGAAUUAUCACUUCCAAGGAUCUGGUUUUGCGAGUAGUGGCACAAAACUUAUCCCCGGAGGAAACUCUUGUAGAAAAGGCUAUGACUGCAAACCCUGACUGUGCUACAUCGGACACAUCAAUCCUUGACGCUCUGCACUCGAUGCAAGAUGGGAAAUUUUUGCAUAUUCCUGUCAUAGACAAAAAUGGACAGAUUGUUGCCUGUUUGGAUGCUCUACAGCUAACCCAUGCAGCCAUCUCGUUGGUUGAGGGAGCCUCUGGGGCAAAUGAUGUGGCAAAUACAAUGAUGCAGAAGUUUUGGGAUUCGGCUCUUGCCGUGCAUCCUGCAGAGGAGUCUGAUGCUCUUAGUGAUGAGUCUCGUAUGGUGGCAUCAGACAAUGCUGAAGGGAAGCAUAUACAUCCUCCUCAUGUUAACACUUCAUUCUGUUUUAAAAUUGAAGAUAAAAAAGGGCGUAUGCACAGAUUCAGUUGUGUUUCAGAAAGCUUAGAUGAGCUUCUGUCUGCUGUAGCAUACAGAUUAGGAAUGGAUAAUGAAAAGUCGAACAUUAACCUUCUGUAUGACGAUGAUGAAGGUGACAGAGUUCUCCUGAGUACUGCCAGUGACCUUAACGCAGCAAUCCAGCAUGCCAAAUCCGCUGGGUGGAAGGUUUUGAGGCUGCAUAUGGACACGUCCGAGGCCAGGACGGAAUCCACAGUGUCGCUUGUAGAUCCCUCAACCGCGCAAAAACGGCGGCCGUCUCUCCGGUUCGGCAUCGUGGUUGGCGCGGUUGCUGUCGCCAGCGUCGGGGUGAUCGUCUACUUGAAGCGCUCUCAGCUCUGACUCCAUACGUACGUGCUCACGUCCACACUGUAAAGAUUAUUUGUCCACAAAGGUGAAACACAGCGUGUUUGUAUACUUCGAGACACACAAGUCACGUAACAACAAUAAGGCGUGAUUAUUUUUUCCCCUUCUUCCCCUUUCACAUGCCAAGCGUGUGCAGUGUACGCUCGACAAAAGUAAUUCUGUGUGUAAGUACUAAGUAGUGUUCCUAGGGUGUUCAUAAAAUAAGCAAGUCAAGCCAGCUUGCCAUCUUUUGUACCCUGUAACUGCAACAGAUGCUCUAUUAAUUGGUGUUUGUUUUGGAAAUUCUAAGAAAAUAGGCUAGCUUUGUGCUGU
Messenger RNA from Phragmites australis (common reed), 2060 nucleotides. Its product is annotated as CBS domain-containing protein CBSCBSPB3-like. The coding region runs from base 345 to 1724 and encodes 459 amino acids. Lineage: Eukaryota; Viridiplantae; Streptophyta; Magnoliopsida; Poales; Poaceae. Gene Ontology annotation, molecular function: protein binding. The record is from RefSeq and is a predicted model, not a curated record. The transcript has 14 exons.